Messenger RNA from Leptidea sinapis, 721 nucleotides. Its product is annotated as insecticyanin-A-like. The record is from RefSeq and is a predicted model, not a curated record. Gene Ontology annotation, molecular function: pigment binding. The transcript is spliced from 4 exons. Lineage: Eukaryota; Metazoa; Arthropoda; Insecta; Lepidoptera; Pieridae. The coding region runs from base 45 to 680 and encodes 211 amino acids.
UAACCUAUGAUAGCAUUCAGUAGACGUCCAGAACGCAACAGAUCAUGUUUUCUUUAAUAAUAAUUGUUUUAGCUUGUUUUAAUAAUGUACAAGGAUAUUUUACCAGGCCAGGGAAGUGUCCAAUUGUUGAAGUACAGGAGAACUUUCGAUUAGCUGACUUCUACAAUAAAUGGUAUCAAGUAUACCACUUUUCCAGCGAUGGCCAGAGCCUGAACAACUGUUCCACAAUCGAGCUGAUGACGAGGCCUUCCGGCAUCUAUCUAAACCAGUCCAGGAUAGAUCUUGGACUUUUCCACAGGUACAGCGUGGGCAAAAUUGAAAUACCAAUUAAGGAAGAAGAUGCUGCUAAAAUGGAUCUGAUAUUCGCCUUUAAAAACGCCCCAAGACGCUUGAAGACAAGAAGAUAUCCAUUCAGAGUGCUAGCUACAAACUACAAUUAUUACGCGACAGUUUACACGUGCCAAUACAGUCCACUUAUUGACAAACACUACAUUUACGUCUGGAUCCUAUCAAGACAUCAGAUUCUGAACGACGUUUCGAAAGAGCUGGCUGUGAAAUCCCUGCAUCAAUUAGGAUUGACAGGUGACAUGCUUGUGAAGGACUCACGGAGUUGCAACGCUAAAUAUUACGAUGACUUUGUAACAGAACCCAUGACCUUUAGGUUCCCUGUGCCGAUAUAAAACGAUGUCUGAAUAAAUUUGUUUGUGUACUAAAACUGUCA